Molecule: messenger RNA, 868 nt
Organism: Salarias fasciatus (jewelled blenny)
Lineage: Eukaryota; Metazoa; Chordata; Actinopteri; Blenniiformes; Blenniidae
Gene: rnf4
Product: ring finger protein 4
Exons: 8
Coding region: 156-800 (214 amino acids)
Biological process (GO): positive regulation of transcription by RNA polymerase II
Molecular function (GO): transcription factor binding; zinc ion binding
Source: RefSeq, a predicted model, not a curated record
CUGUGCACUUUUUCCGCACUCCCGUUCACACCGACGGCGCACACAACUGACUUCGAAACGGUUAGUUACACUCCGUGUUGUUUAGCGCCGCGCUGACAUGGUUAAAGUGGUGAACGGUUAAUAAAACCAGGAGGAGACGCUGACGAUCAUCUGAUAUGAACACUUCUGCCCAAAGGAAGAGGAGGGCCAGACCAGCUGUACUUCCCAGACCAGCACCCAAAACCAGAAGAACGACAGCCAGGGCAGGGAGCAGGAGGGGGGGCAGAAUAGCGAGGAGGAGAUCCCCCAUUGAGGAGGAUCCCUCUAAUACUGCGGAGACCAUUGAUGUGAUGGACAGCACCGAGGACGGUGAGGAGGAGGUCGUGGAUCUCACUUGCGAGUCUGCAGAAACGUCCGUGGUUGACUUGACGAGCAGUGACUCAGUGCUGGUGGUGGAAGAAGGUCCUCAGAGCAGGAGAGGCCCGCCAGCUCACAGCUAUGUGGUCAGCAGCGAUGAAGAAGAGGACACACCUCCCGUCCUGACGGCCACCACUGACACCCAUGCACACACUUCCACGUUGUUGUCUGACCCAUGCAGUAAUACUGGGGUGUGUUUCAGGAGACGUCCGGAUACAAUUAGCUGUCCCAUCUGUCUAGACGUGCACUCGGAGAUUCUGGAGAGCGGCAGAUUGAUUGUUUCAACACAGUGCGGCCACGUGUUCUGCAGCCAAUGUCUGAGAGACUCUCUGAAAGCAGCACAUACCUGUCCCACCUGUAGGAAGAGACUCACCCACCGCCAGUACCACCCCCUCUACAUAUGAUGCCACUGUGACAUCAGCAAUGAUGUUCUAUUUUCAUUGAAUAAUAAAUGAUGUGAAUUUUUUUUUUU